GCUCAGCGGACUCCAGCCAGCUAAGAGUGCUAAUAGACGUGAAGCCUCGGGUCAUGGGUUUGGUCCUUAGCGUCUCUGCUGCCCUUAUUAUUCCCACCAAUCUGCUAGUUGCUGCUGCUCUGCUGAAGCUGCUCCUUAAGCGGGGAUGUCAGAGCUGGUGUUUCGUCCUUAACUUGGCUCUGGCUGACACUCUGGUAGGUGUAGCCAUCACCGGACUUGCUACAGAGGACUUCAGCAACAGUUUCACUCACCACCACUAUGCUCCCUUAGUGAUUUAUAAUUCCACGAACACAAGCCAACCUGCUCCACCGGGUAAGACUCGAUGUUUGCUGAGAAUGGCCUUUCUGACAUCUCCAUGCGUGGCAUCCAUCUCGUCUAUGUUCCUAAUCUCACUGGACCGUUACAUAGCCAUCAAGCUGCCUCUGCAUUACUCUCUGAUGUCUGGAAGAGGGAAGACGGUUGGAUUUUUAUUGGCUCUGUGGAUUGGCUCCUUCACGACCGGAUUUUUACCAGUGAUGGUGCACCAGCUGCAAGCGGUGGGACCCUACGAUGGCUUCUGCGCUUUCUUUAACGUCACCCAUGACAUCACCAUCAUCAUUCUGUACUGCGCGCUGUUCUUCCCCCUGCUCUCCCUCUUCAUCUUCAUGUACCUGGACAUCCUGAAGAUUGCCUGCAUCCACCACAAGCAGAUCUCCCAAAUAAGGCAAAUGAGCUCCAGAGCUGAGGACAGCCAUCAUGGACCAUCCCAGUACCACCAUCAUCCGCAGCAUCACCUGCUGAGGAGCUGGAGUCACGUUAAGGCCUUGAAGACGGUGCUGGUGCUUGUUGGCUGUUUCCUGGUGCUUUGGAGCCCUUUCUUUGUGGUGUGCAUUGUUCACCUUCUGUGUAGGAGGUGUGCUCUUAAGGAGGUGCUGGAGAACUACCUGUGGCUCCUGGGACUCCUCAACUCUCUGAUAAACCCUCUGGUGUACGCCUGCUGGCAGAGAGAGGUGCGCCUGCAGCUGUCAGCCAUGUUUUCCUGCAUCACCAGCAGGCUGCUGUCUGAAGCAGCCCCAAGUGUGAUGGAGAGAGGCCACUCGUCUCCGCCUGCGCACAAUCAUGCGUGUGUUUCUGAGGGAGACACCCCCAGCCCUUCAAUAAGGAUCCCAAUCAGCAGUCUGGAUGCUCAAGCUGUUCACUUCACUGACACCACCAGUUUGUGAAGAAAACUCUGGAAAGCACUAUCACUGAGAGUAACGCUGUGGUUAGCUUUCAACGAGCAAACAUAAUAUUAAAACUAUAAACUGUUGUGUUUGAACUUUGGAUCUAAAUGCCUUGCUUGUGUUUUUAUCUAAUGAGAAUUUGAACAUCAGAGUAGAUGUUAAAGUUUCAUUGAAGAUCAGCUCAGGAAGCAGCCAUUUCUGGGCAGAAGCAGCUGAGAGCAACUGGAGGAAUCUCCAGCAGGUAUGGCUCUGGCCUGAACAAGAAAAAAACUAACUAGAUCACCUCAGAGGUUUGGCUGCAAGAGGUCUUAGUAUUUCAAAGAAUAUAUUUUAUUUACCACCAGUCUUCAGGGUUGAUGUGGUAUAUAUGUUAGAAUGUUAGCUGGUACUAAAACUGUGGUAGUUUUUCUGUUAAAGUCGCAGGGAAAUCAUAUUUAAAUGUCAAAUCAUUCUGGCUUUAACAUGUAUAUAAAUGUUCUCUUUA
Messenger RNA from Cyprinodon tularosa, 1686 nucleotides. Its product is annotated as glucose-dependent insulinotropic receptor. Gene Ontology annotation, cellular component: membrane. The transcript has 3 exons. The record is from RefSeq and is a predicted model, not a curated record. Gene Ontology annotation, molecular function: G protein-coupled receptor activity; phosphatidylcholine binding. The coding region runs from base 54 to 1202 and encodes 382 amino acids. Lineage: Eukaryota; Metazoa; Chordata; Actinopteri; Cyprinodontiformes; Cyprinodontidae. Gene Ontology annotation, biological process: G protein-coupled receptor signaling pathway.